This is a messenger RNA of Canis lupus familiaris (dog), 2281 nucleotides long. RefSeq names its product selenocysteine lyase (gene SCLY). The record is from RefSeq and is a predicted model, not a curated record. Bases 231 to 1469 code for a protein of 412 amino acids. NCBI's taxonomy places the organism in Eukaryota, Metazoa, Chordata, Mammalia, Carnivora, Canidae. The transcript is spliced from 14 exons.
GGCAGGGAGGCGCGGGGGCGCGCGGCGAGUCACCCCUGCGGCCCGGGGGAGAAGAGCCCGCCCGACAGGAAAGUUUAUAUGGACUAUAAUGCAACCACCCCCCUUGAGCCAGAAGUCAUCCAGGCCAUGACCGAGGCCAUGAGGGAAGCCUGGGGAAAUCCCAGCAGUCCUUACCCAGCAGCGUGAUCUUAAGCAAAUUAUUUCAUCCCUUCACCCUCCUGUCUUGAUGAAUGGGGAGCAAGGCAGAUGGCCACAGCUUCCCCUCUCCUGUAGCAUCCGGUAGGAAAGCCAAGGACAUUAUUGACACAGCUCGGGAGAACAUUGCGAAGAUGAUAGGUGGGAAACCUCAGGAUAUAAUCUUCACUUCUGGAGGCACCGAGUCCAACAACUUAGUGAUCCACUCGGUGGUGAAACAUUUCCAUCUAACACAUGCAUCAGAGGGGACCCGGGCCGAGCCGAGCGGCCCCCUGGCGGGGGCCGUACCCCACCUUAUCACCUGCACCGUGGAACACGACUCCAUCCGCCUGCCCCUGGAGCACCUGCUGGAGGAGCAAGUGGCUGUAGCAAAGACAUGGAAGCAACCCAAGUGCCCACUGAUAGAUGGAAGAAAACAGGCGGUCACCUUUGUGCCAGUGUCCAAGGUGAAUGGGCAGGUGGAAGUCGAGGACAUCCUGGCAGCUGUCCGCCCAGCCACCUGCCUUGUGACUAUUAUGCUGGCCAAUAACGAGACUGGCGUCAUCAUGCCCAUCUCUGAAAUCAGUCAGCGAAUUAAAGCCCUGAACCAGAAGCGUGCUGCUUCUGGGCUGCCGGUCAUUCUGCUGCACACAGACGCUGCGCAGGCCCUGGGGAAACAGCGCGUGGAUGUGGAGGACCUGGGCGUGGACUUGCUGACCAUCGUGGGGCACAAGUUCUAUGGUCCCAGGAUUGGAGCACUUUACAUCCGAGGGCUUGGUGAACUUACUCCUCUGUACCCUAUGCUGUUUGGAGGUGGACAAGAACGGAAUUUCAGGCCAGGGACGGAGAACACCCCGAUGAUUGCUGGCCUUGGAAAGGCCGCUGAGCUGGUGACCAAGAACUGCGAGGCUUACGAGGCCCACAUGAGAGAUGUUCGUGACUACCUGGAGGAGCGGCUGGAGGCUGAAUUUGAUAAGCAGAGAAUCCAUCUGAACAGCCGAUUUCCAGGGACCGAGCGACUCCCCAACACGUGCAACUUUUCCAUCCGGGGACCCCAGCUCCAAGGCCGCCUGGUGCUAGCGCAGUGCAGGACGCUGCUGGCCAGUGUGGGGGCCGCGUGCCACUCGGACCAUGCAGAUCGGCCAUCCCCGGUGCUGCUGAGCUGUGGCAUCCCCUUCGACGUGGCCCGGAACGCACUCCGGCUCAGCGUGGGCCGCAGCACCACCAGGGCCGACGUGGACGUCGUCGUGCGGGACCUGAAGCAGGCCGUGGCGCGGCUGGAGGGCCAGGCCUAGCGCCAAGGGCGCCUCACGGAAGGCCUUCCGAGGGCUGCGCCAGGAUGGCUCUCUUCUUGAGUUGCCCGAGUCUCAGUUUUGUACCCGCAAGUGCUUAGAGGGCCGGGUGGGGGGCGGUCACCGCUGCCCGUGGCGCAGGUUGGAGUGCCGAGUCAGUGUCCCCCCGGGAAGUGGGGUGACCUGCUGUGUGUGCCACCCUCCCGGAAGGUGGCGUUUUUAUCCUGAAGACAAAAUGCUACUGUUGACAAAUGACUGUCAGCUGCUGCCAUGGAAAUAGGAAACCUGACUUUGCUGCCACCGUGGCCCCCCGCCUGCCCGUGUGCUGCGUGCUCUUGCUCCCCGCCCUUCUCAAGCCCUUCCUCGGCCGGGGGCCACUGAGGUCACGAGGUCAGGCCCCCGCUCCCUGCUCCGCGCCCCCCUCCCAGGGCCGUCCUCGCUCAGCCUGCCCCGGCCACCUAGAGCCACCAGGCCCCGCCCGCCUUUUCCUUUUGGUCAGACUCAGGGCUCCGGCUCGGCCGUGGAGUCACGGGCGGCUGGGCGUAGGGGACACCGGGUCGUCCCUGCGGCAGGAGAUCACCUCACCCCUGACCCCGCUGGCGUCACGAUGUCCACAGACGGAUUCCCCCGUCUUCACGAGUGCUCUGUGGCGUUCUGAUCCACCUCGGAUGGAGACACGUACCAUAGGAAUGAUUUCUUAACUGCCGAACAUUUUUCAUGUGUGGUUUUAAGUGCAAAGAACUACAUGGUGAUGUUGAGGAAAUGAUCGUCAGAAAUGAAAUGAACUAAUAAAAUAUUCCAGGGCUGGUCUUAGA